Candoia aspera is the source of this 7056-nucleotide messenger RNA. It is a transcript of the gene LMBRD2, whose product is annotated as LMBR1 domain containing 2. Lineage: Eukaryota; Metazoa; Chordata; Lepidosauria; Squamata; Candoiidae. Bases 311 to 2404 code for a protein of 697 amino acids. Gene Ontology annotation, cellular component: membrane. Gene Ontology annotation, biological process: adrenergic receptor signaling pathway. The record is from RefSeq and is a predicted model, not a curated record. The transcript is spliced from 18 exons.
CGAACCGCGGCUGGCGACGACGGAGAGCGACUGCGCGGAGCCGGAAAUGUCAGACCCGUCCGGGGCUCGGCUGGCAGCCGGCUCGGUUCCUUCCUGCGGAGAGCCGGGCCUUUUCCGCGUGAGGAGCAGGCAGCCGGGAGUCCCUGGAAGCAGCAGCGGGAAGGAGUCCGACUGAACGGAAACCCGGGAGUCGCUUGGUUCGGGGCCCAGCAGUGACCCGGCGAGGAUGCAACCGGGGCGGGCCCAGCCCCGUCGCUGCCGACUGUAAUCUUACAAACCAAUACAUGCUGGUUGGAAUCAGUGGACAAUAAUGAGUGGUGCAGCUUUGGGCAUCGAGAUAGUUGUCGUCUUCUUUUUGGCUUUAAUCAUACUACAUCGAUACGGUGAUUUCAAAAAGCAGCACAAACUUGUGAUUGUAGCAACACUAUUAGCUUGGUAUCUUUGUUUUCUCAUAGUCUUUAUACUGCCCUUAGAUGUCACUACGACUAUAUACAAUCGGUGUAAGCUUGAUAUAAACGAGUCACACGUAAAUCCCACCAACAGUGGAUCGGCAGUGCAACAACAAAAUGCUAAUCCCAUUCAGAGUAAACAUGAAUGUUUCAAACCAUGGAGUUAUAUCCCUGAUAGAAUUAUGCCCAUUUUUUGGCGUGUAGUAUACUGGACAUCACAGUUUUUAACAUGGAUUCUGUUACCCUUUAUGCAGUCCUAUGCUAGAUCAGGAGGCUUUUCCAUUACUGGAAAGAUUAAAACAGCAUUAAUUGAAAAUGCUAUAUAUUAUGGAACAUACCUUCUGAUCUUUGGAGCAUUCUUGAUAUAUGUAGCUAUAAAUCCAAACAUCAGCCUGCAAUGGAGUCAGCUUCAGACGAUUGGAAUAGCUGCCGCCAAUACUUGGGGCCUCUUUCUGCUUGUGCUGCUGUUAGGAUAUGGUCUGGUGGAAAUUCCACGCUCUCACUGGAAUGGAGCUAAAAAGGGCUAUCUUCUCAUGAAGACUUAUUUCAAGGCUGCUAAACUGAUGACUGAAAAGGCAGAUGCAGAAGAAAACUUGGAGGAUAUUAUGGAGGAGGUUCGCAAAGUAAAUGAAACCAUCAAAUACAACCAUCCUUUGAGGAAAUGUGUGGAUACCGUAUUAAAGAAGUGCCCUUCAGAAUAUCAGGAGAGGAUGGGUAGAAACAUGGAUGAUUAUGAAGACUUUGAAGAAAGAUCCAAUGCUUAUCCAACUGAGAAAAGCCUAGUGAAGCUUCAUAAGCAGGUAAUUUAUUCAGUUCAAAGGCAUCGUCGUACACAGGUCCAGUGGCAAAUACUUUUAGAGCAAGCCUUUUACCUGGAGGAUGUGGCAAAAAAUGAAUCCAGCGCCACUCGUCAAUUUGUUCAUACUUUUCAGUCUCAAGAAUCUGAAAACAAAAUUAUCCAAUAUCUCUAUACACCAACUCUUGAAUGGUAUUGGGAGUGUCUUCUGCGGCCAUGGUUUCACAGGAUUCUCGCCGUUAUCUUGGCCAUCUUCUCCAUCAUUGUUGUGUGGUCAGAAUGCACGUUUUUCAGCCCAAAGCCAGUUCUGUCACUGUUUGCAGUCUUCAUACAUCUAGCGGAAAAGAAUUACAACUAUUUUUACAUAGAGAUGGCUUGCUUCUUUACAAUAUUUUUCCUCAGUAUCUGCGUUUAUUCCACGGUUUUCAGGAUCCGUGUGUUCAACUAUUAUUAUUUAGCUUCCCACCAUCAGACAGAUGCAUAUAGUUUGCUUUUCAGUGGCAUGUUGUUCUGUCGUUUGACUCCUCCAUUGUGUCUGAAUUUUUUGGGCUUGACUCAUAUGGAUGCAGCAAUUUCUCAGAGAACCACAGAACAGCCAACUGCAUAUACAUCUAUUAUGGGAUCGAUGAAAGUGUUGUCCUUCAUAGCAGACGGUUUUUAUAUCUAUUAUCCCAUGCUGGUUGUCAUUCUCUGUAUUGCUACUUACUUCAGUUUAGGAACUCGAUGUUUGAAUCUUCUGGGAUUCCAGCAGUUCAUGGGGGACAAUGAGAUGACCUCAGACUUAAUAGAUGAAGGAAAAGAGUUAAUCAGAAGAGAAAAGAGAAGACGGCAAAGGCAGGAAGAUGGUGAUAAUAGGAGACGGGAGUGGAAAGAACGGUACGGGAACAAUCGUGAACCUUCAACAAGGAGCAGAAAUAUUCAAGCAGACCAGAAGGAGUCUAGUUUCACAGAGACCAGUACAAACAGAUUAACUUCCAAGUACACUAGGUCAAAUGGAAGGAACGAAAGGGACAGAGUAGAACUUCUUCAGGAUGCAGAACCUCUGGACUUCAAUGCAGAUUCAGUUAAUGAAGAUCCUCUUGACUCUGAGUCAGGAAGGUACCAGUCUGGUGGAAGAUACUUGUCAAUGUCUCGAAGUAGAAUAUUUGAUGAUGUCUAAAGCCCCAGAACGCUUGGAUCUCAGCCUGGAAAAGGCGCUUUUAGUAUCUCAUGCUGCAGCCGAAUCAGCUUCAGUUCACAAGAAAGAAAAUGGAAUGUGAGAAAUAAGGAACUUUUUUUCCUCUUAAAAAUGCACUUUGUAGAAUUAGUUGCCCAAUUCAAGAUGGGCUAGAGCAGUGUUCCUCAACCUUGGCAACUCUAAGCUGUGUGGACUUCAACUUCUAGAAUUCCCCAGCCAGCUUUACUGGCUGGGAAAUUCUGGGAGUUGAAGUCCGCACAGCUUAGAGUUGCCAAGGUUGAGGAACCCUGGGCUAGAGCAUUGGUUUCUAAAAUGGGGAUGACCCCGGCAGCGGUGCCUUUCCCUCCUGUGCCCUCACUCCUUCUAGCUCUUCUAGAGGGAAGUGAUUUAAGUAAGAAGAGAAGGGGCACGAAAGAGAAUGGGAUGCUAGGCAGCCGGGAGACAGAGGCUUCUUGACUUUUGGGGUUGGUCUUAUCCCUUAACGAAGAGGCCUCCUCUCUCUGUUAUGACCUGGAAACCUAGUGUGGUAAGAAAGAAGUUAAAAGCCUCUCCUAGAUUUCAGACAUGUUUCAGUAGCUGUUGAUACAUAAAGGAGUCUGGUUUUGACUUUUAGAGUUGGGUCGAGGUAAAGGUAAUGCAGAUGCAGUUUUAGAAUAACAAAUGUUGGUCCCAAAUAAAGUUGUCGUUUGCCUGUGUCGGAAGUUAAGUUUUCUUUUUGGGCGGUGGGGGGAAGACUUCAGAUUCAAAAGAGAUUUCUAAGGAUGAAUACAAUUGGGUCUUCCUACGUGUAGUUCCUUAGUUUAGUCCUAUUUGGUGCAAACUUUAUGAUUACCUUCUAUUCCAACUUUGGUAGGAUUCAGAAAAGGCCAUUCAGACAGGUUUGAUCUCUCAGCUCAAAUUCUUGAAGACCUGGACAGAUUUUACAAAUCUACACAAAAUAGCUUUUCUUCAAUGCCUGCCUAACAAUCACUGAAUAGAAAACAAUUCCUGUUUUCAUUAGCUAUAUAUUAAUGGCAUUUGCACGCAUAAUAGCAUUGAUAACAAAACCUUAACCAAAUCUUAACAGUUUGAAAGCACUAUAUUUAGAUUCAUAUACUAGCACAUAGUAGGCUAUAAGGAAUAAACUCAUCACAGAAACAUCUUUUAAGAUUUACUGAUAAAAGGAGCUGGUGAAAAUCAUUCAACUAAAUUAUAUUUUUGCCAUUCUGAAUUGCAAAGUUCCCAUUUUCUCUUGUCCAAAAAUCCAUUGCUUUAAAAGUAAUUUGAUAGUUCUUGCAGUCUGGAUCUUGCCUUUUGAAAAAAUGAACUAUUCUAGCAUGAAGUAAAAAAUGAAGAUGACAUCCAGCUACGUUGCCUUACAUAGGAAAUAUUUGUUUAAUCAAGCCUGCAUUUUUGCUGCUAGGACAGUUUUUUGUACUACAGAAAAAAAGAAAAUCCUUACCUUUUCACAGACCAAGAAAUGUUGUUUGGCAAACAAAAUUUAUCAAAACAAUUUUGAUAGGUAUUCAUGAAUGCUAUAUGGAAAUAUGUACAGUAUUACUGGGGCCAGAUAAUACCUGAAGAUUUUAAGAAAAAUAUGCAUUUGCCAUUGUUUGUUUUCUUGAAGCCAAAUAUGGUGAUUAGAUAUGAUUAUUGACUGUCAUAAAGAUUUAAACACCUGUCUUAUCACUGUACUGUGUUUCAUUCAGGAGGAGCAUUUGUUUGACAUAUUACAACAUUUUUAUAGAAUUUAGAAAAGCAAGGCAUGUGAAUAUUUUGAUUACUGAAUAGAAAUGCUGCACAACAGAGACAUUUUCAGGUUUUAUUGAUUUGGAGAGCCUUUAAACGUCCCAGAACAGUGCAGACUUAAAAACUACAGUGCUUGGCAUAAUUUUUCUGGCCACACAGAGAUGUUUUUGCACUCUUGUUUGUAACAACUGGAUAAAUAAUGUGUGAUAAUUUACUGGGCAUUUCCUCACAGUGUCCAAGUUCAAGAGUAGCAUGACAAAGUUACAAGGAAGAGAUGGGAGCAAAUAAACAUGAUAAUGGUUGAUCCAUGGAUUUUAUAACACUUAAACCCAGCAUUCAUCGGGCGGGGGGGAGGUUAAUGUGAUUCACAGUAGCUUCAGUGAAGCAUCAUUUUAUGCAAUGUGUAUCUUGAAAGUGAAUGGCUAUUGAAAACACAUCAUUUUCUGUUCAUUAUGACUUGGGAUGUUAUUGUCAUGAAUGCUGAAAUUACAUUCAGUACUACAACAUACCGAAUAUGUGAUUAUGGAAUUAACCGGUAUGCACUAGCAAAGGAAUUUACAAACUCCUACAUCGACUCCAGUUUAACAUUAACUUUAGAAUUUAGAAAUUCUCUUGAUGCUAUAAAUUGAUCUAAGCUUCCCACGUCUAUUAAGGAAAGUUACUUUGGAGUUAUCAAAUUUCUUCAGAACAUUUUCUGAUCCCCAGAAAAAGUCUGAUAUUUUUAACACCUUAUUGCUUUUGAUAAAUAGAAAUUUUGUUACUAGGAAAUCAAUAACCUCCAGUGAGACUUCUGAAACGUUAAGAUUUGAUUCCAAAGUUAUUGGCUCAAACGCACAGGUACAGACUAGAUGCUCUUCUGCUUUGGAGGGUGAGCUGGAAGUUCACAGGUCAUCUCACAGGUUUGGACAUGGACCUGCUAUGAGUUGUCAGGUGAUUGACAGCUCAAGCGCAGGAGAUAAAAUAGUACUUUUUUCUUGUUGGAAUUCUUUUUGGGAAACAAACAUGUUUAUAUCUGGAAUCACUUUCAAAAUGAAGUCAGGCUGCUUGUGUAAAAGCAUAGAAAGCAUUCCAGUCCCAGCAAUUUAAGCUGCUUGAUGCAUUGAUUAUUAAGAGUUCAGUGUCUUGCUCUUUGCACGCUGCUAUGGAACUUCAUGCCAAAACAAAAAUAUUUAAAACAUUUCUAUAUAUUUGUGAUGCUGCGUAGUUUUUUGACUUGUAAGAAUGUCCUGGUCACAUGCUUUUUGUGUAAAGGCUUAGAUUUCUUCUUUUAAUACAAAUUGGAAAAUGUGGCUUUUUUUAGCAGUUACAUUCAUGCAAAAACUUGUAUUUGCCAUUGAAUUCUUUGUUUGUACCUAAUAGUAAGGUUGGGACAGAAAUAAUUGCUUUGUAAAUAAGAUUGGGAUUUGGAGUCAUGAACAAUGAGAUAUAAAUUUGCUGCCAGUAAGUAAUUGUUAUUUAUAUCUAACUAGGGAUCUGUGCAUUACUGUAGUAUAAAUUAAAUUAAAAUGUAAUGCUGUAUAUAUGAGUUGGAAUUAAAAUGAACUUUAUGUUUCUCUAAUUGUCAGUGUUUGAUAUGUAACUGAAAUGCCUAAGGAGUUGCCUGAACUGAAUGCAGAGAAUUCAAAAAAUUAGUAGUGUGUGUGGCUUUAGAAACUAUGAGAAGAACAUUGGACAGGAUGCAUUUGAUGUUAGAUCAGUAAUUUUUUGGUUGUGGAAAACAUUACAAAAUGCAGUGCUACUGAAGAAAUUGUCUUGAAGCAGAAUUUUCGCAGUAAUAUUACUUUGCACAAAAUUAUGCUGCUAAUGGUAUUGUCAAGGAAUGGUUGGAAUAUUUUUUUUCAUUUUCCACAUGGCUUGAAAACAGGACCUACUAAUGAGGAACAGCUAAUUGAAUGACAUUGUGCAAUCUUGGUUUACAACUGUAUAUAUUACGAGAUGCCAUGAUUUUCGUGUUUCUCAUUAUUACUUUGAGAUACAAAGUUCAUUUAAUAUUAAAAUAAGCAUAAUUUAUGGAAUAAAAUGGAGAAUUACGCUGAAAAUCUGUGUUCUGAAUUUAGUAAUUCCAGUGCUAAUUUUUGUUCUGUGAUUACUUCUAAAAAUGUAAAAAAAAAAAAGAUGUUUGGAGGUCUGAAUAUGUCUAGCCAACCAAAACUUUCUUUAAAGGCACUUUUCCUCCUUCAUUCUUUUCUGUUACUGCUUUCUGCAAUUCCAUGCUUCAUAAAUCAGAACACAUUGCAACUAUAUCAUGAUUCCUUCUCUCUAACCAACAUGAAUUUUGAAUGUGUUAAUUUCUUACUUUACCAAUAAGUGCUUAUUUUGGUGUAAUGUGUAAACUGAUAUUGGUCAUACUACAAAUUUCCUACAUUAAGGAAAUCUGUGAGAAUUGUACCCACUGUAAAUAUAGAAGCUAUGCUGGAUCUUUAUUUGUAUUCAUGCAUGACAUGACUAGAUCAAAAGAAGCUAAGAGAAAUCAAGAAAAUGUGAUUUAUACUACCAGUGGGAUAAAUACCACUCUAUCUCACUAAUAACGGAGCAAAUUUGUAUACCUUGAACAACAACAUAUGCAAUCAAAAACACUGAAGCCUGUGCAUUGUGUUUUUGUAUCAGUAAUCCUAAAUUGUAUAUUUAAAAAAUGAUGUGCCUGGUCUGGUUUUUACUCCAUGUGUUUUUGUUUAUAUAAUUUAUUUUCUCUGGGAAGACGAAGGAAAGUUUGGAUGAAUUCAUAAGAUGUUUUACAAGUGGGCUUUGAAAGCUUUACUAGGCGAACUCCCUUCGUCUUCAUCACUUCAACACAGAUAUGUAGAUCUUAUUUGGGUACCCAGGAUUGCAAACCUGUGAAUUAUUUAUGUACUGAUCUUUUUUAAUGUACAUUUUAAUCUAAUUAGAAUAAAGUUCGCCUGAAUGGA